AUGCCGGCUGUUUGCAUGGGCGACGGCCCAGAGGGAGUCGGUAAUAACCUCAACAAUGUCACGACUUUCCCCGCGCCCGUCAUGAGCACCGCAGCAUGGAAUAUGUCGCUCGCCACUCGUUUUGGCGAGGCCCUUGCUCAGGAGCACAAGGCCAAGAGACGAAAUGUUGUGCUGGCGCCAAAUAUCAACAUCGUUCGAACCCCUCUCUGGACCCGAGCAGCAGAAUCCCUGUCCGAGGACCCCUACCUGAACAGCCUUGUAGGUGUCGCGAUUGCCAAGGGCAUUCAGUCUCAGGAUAUGAUCGCAUGCCCCAAGCAUCUGGCAGCGUACAACCAAGACACCAACCGCUUCGGAGUGGCCCGGAAUUUGAUGCCAUCGAUGCCAUUGUGGAUGAACGCACGAUGCAGGAAGUCUACUUGCAAACCUUCAGGGCAGCAGUCCAGGAAGGUCAAGCCGACUCUGUGA
Molecule: messenger RNA, 465 nt
Organism: Penicillium malachiteum
Lineage: Eukaryota; Fungi; Ascomycota; Eurotiomycetes; Eurotiales; Aspergillaceae
Exons: 1
Coding region: 1-465 (154 amino acids)
Biological process (GO): carbohydrate metabolic process
Molecular function (GO): hydrolase activity, hydrolyzing O-glycosyl compounds
Source: RefSeq, a predicted model, not a curated record